GGGACAGUGGCCAGGGAGGGCGGCGGGGUGCGAGCACGGGAGCGGCGGACUGUCUGGGCUUCCGCAGUUUAGGACGCCCCAGGAGAGUUCAAGUCAGGGCUCUGUCCCAUCCGGACUCAACUGCCUCCUCUCCCGGGUUCCUUCUCGGCGUCGGGAAAUCUUCGGAGCACCCCCAUUCCCCAACAACUGUUAUCCAAAUUUAUAAUCCUAAUAACCUGAUCUCCCGCUCCUCCCCGCCAGCCUCCGCCCUUGCUCCCCCACCCCACCCCUACUCUUUCGCCCAUCUCCGCCGCAGCUGGAGGGAAACCCGGCACUGGCGAGCAGGGGUGUCAGCCUGGGGCGGAGAGGGGGGACGCUAGGCGACGAUCCUUGGGAUUUUUGUCUGCCUUUGGCGCAGAAAAAUACGGCUGCUCCUACUGAGCGCAGAGCCGGUUGCAUCCCUAGGCAUCUCGUUCCACAAAUAAAACGUCACUCGGGGAACUCAGACGGACACCCCUCCUCGCCCCCCGGCUCCCCCGCCCCGUGUCCGCUGGGGAGGCUGCCUGGUGCGGAGGCGGCAGUCGCCGUGGCGGAGGCGAUCUGUGGGUGACCGUGUCUGCGAGAGACUUUGCCAUACCAUUUUGCGGGAAUUUGGAGAGAAACAACCAGCUGCUUCCAGUCCCCUCCCCCUCCGCCACCAUUUCGGACACCCCGCACAGACUCGUUUUGGGGUACCCUGUGACUUCCAGGAAGCACGCGAGGUCCUUUGGCCCCAGCUCGGGCGACCACCUGUCUUGGACGUGUUGACUCAUCUCCCAUGACCCUGCGGUGCCUGGAGCCCUCUGGGAAUGGCGCGGACAGGACACGGAGCCAGUGGGGGACAGCGGGGUCGCCGGAGGAUCAGUCCCCGGAGGCGGCGCGUCUGGCGAAGGCCCUGCGUGAGCUCAGUCAAACAGGAUGGUACUGGGGAAGUAUGACUGUUAAUGAAGCCAAAGAGAAAUUAAAAGAGGCGCCAGAAGGAACUUUCUUGAUUAGAGAUAGCUCCCACUCAGACUACCUAUUAACCAUAUCUGUUAAGACAUCAGCCGGGCCGACUAACCUGCGGAUUGAGUACCAAGACGGGAAAUUCAGAUUGGAUUCUAUCAUAUGUGUCAAGUCCAAGCUUAAGCAGUUUGACAGCGUGGUUCAUCUGAUUGACUACUACGUUCAGAUGUGCAAGGACAAACGGACAGGCCCUGAAGCCCCCCGGAAUGGGACUGUUCACCUUUACCUGACCAAACCUCUGUAUACAUCAGCACCGACGCUGCAGCACUUCUGCCGACUCAGCAUUAACAAGUGUACCGGUACCAUCCGGGGACUACCUUUACCAACAAGACUGAAAGAUUACUUGGAAGAGUAUAAAUUCCAGAGAGUCUCAAGAUGUUUUUCCAACACAGCAUGGUCUGUGGCAAUUGCUUGACAAUUAAAGGGCUUCCUGGAGUUGCGUGGAACACAGUCUUAGGACAUACCAUGAAGUCCAUCAGACUUUGGACAAGCUCCACAGGCGAGACCAGAAGAGAAGCUGCCUGUCUGGAUCACCUUAACCCGAAGACCAAGUUCAGGAUUCCAUGCUUGCUGAGAUGAUUGACAGGCAUCGUAGGAGAAACGACAUCUGGGAAAUUUCUCAUCAGGAGAUACUUAUCUCAUGUCAAUGGAAUAUGGAGAACAAAUGUUGGUUUCGUUUGCCAAACAAAAGCACAGAGAGUACCCGGCACCCGUGGGGACAUAAUACACAGUUUCAGUUUGAUAUCUCUUGACCGGAAUGUGAUGCUGGCUGUUUCCUGAUGAGGUCCUAUUGGCUCUACAAGCUUUAGUUACUUUGUGGCAAGGUCGGAGAAGGAUGCCUCACUGAACACCUGCACCCGGGGUUGACUGAAACAGUAUGGGAGACUGUAUCUGUUCAAAGCUCAAUUUCCAAACACUUUCUUCUGAACUGGAAGAUUCUUUUUUUUUUUUUUUUUUUUUUUUGGUUCUUUUUUUCGGAGCUGGGGACCGAACCCAGGGCCUUGCGCUUCCUAGGUAAGCACUCUACCACUGAGCUAAAUCCUCAGCCCCUGAACUGGAAGAUUCUUAAACAAGCAAACAAACAAACAAAAAACCCUAAAACUGAAUUCUGUCACUGUUGUUCCAGGGCAGAUAGGAAUGUGAUAAUACUGUCCUUGCAUGAAUAGGGUAGGGUGUACGUAGACAUGAGGAUGCCUCUUUAAAAAUUCAAUAUGCCCGUGAUCUGUAUUUCUAUCCUCUAGAAUGACAACAACAACAAAGACGACAAAAGGAUUUUUCUAAUCUAACAUUUGUAUGCUUGAAAGUUACUUGGGAAGCUGAGUCAGGAGUGUUCCAAGUUGGUAAGGGUCACAAGGUUUACCCAGGCUGUAGAGUGAGUUCAGUCCAGUCUGGGCAACUUAGUGAGACCACGUCUCAAAAGAAAAAGUGUGAAAAGGGCUGGGGUGUAGCUUUGCACUCUUGCCUAGCCUGGGUGAAGUCAAUCUGCAAUACUGAAGAAAAAGAUCAGACCCAUUUUUAAAGUAAUCACAGUUACAAAGGCAAAGGUGCCUGGAUUCAUCUGGGUCAAGGUACGAGCUGUCCCCUCUUGUCUCAUUACUCACAGGACAUUUUCCUUGCACUCUUGGCCCGAGAUGACUCUUGAUUCUUACAUCAUUUCUUCUCCCUGAGCUUUGUUCAAAUACCUGACAAAAGCAACUUAAGGGAGGGAGGGUUUGUCUCACUGUUUGAGAAAACAGUCCAUCAGGGUGGGGAAGGCAUGCAGCAGGAGCAGGAGCCAGCCAGUCACACUGCAGCUUCAAGCAGGAGGCAGAGGGAGAUGAACGCUGGGGCUCCAAUGGGACGCCACUCUUAGUUCAAUCUAGGGCCAAAGUCCAGGGGGUUGAUGCCAUCCGAAUUUUGGGUGGGUUUUCCCUACUCAGUUAAGCCUUUCUGGGAACACCCUCAUAAACACAUGCAUUGGUGUUGAUUCUAAAGUCCACCAAAUUAAUGGGUUUGAUGAAGAUUAACCAUUUUCUAUUUAGAACCUUUAGGUGUUGCUCCCAUUUCUUUGGCCAACACAGGAUCCCCUGAGCCCAUCUGACUGCAAGGGAAGCUGGGAAAUGUAGUUUUUGUUCUGCACAGCCAUGUUUGGUCAACUACAAAACUAGGUUUCUAGGGCUGGAGAGAUGGCUUAGUUAAGUGCCUGUUGAGCAAAUGUGAAAAUGUGAGUUUGGAUGCCCAGCAAACAUGCAGAAGUUGGUUGUGUCUGUAUCCCCAGCACUACCAAGGAGGAGACAGGGAGACCUCUGAAGCUCACUGAUCAGCUAGCUGAGCAGAAUUGAUCAGGCCCAGGUUCAGUGAAAGACCUGAUCUAAAUUUUAAGGUAGAAAGCCAUUGUGGAAGUCAUACAGUUCUAACAGCUAGCCUUCCCAUAUGUGUGCACACGUUAGUGCAUCACACACACACACACACACACACACACACACACACACACACACACCCCUUUAAACUUCAAUUCUAAUAGAAGAGGAGGAGGUAGUUACUUGGAGCCACUUAGACAUCUGUGGCUUCUCUUUAUUUUCCCAACACUAGGAGUCAGGUACAAAUGAUCCCUUUCAUUAUUCAAGGAAAAGAGAGAUCAAGUUACUUGCUGAGGAAACACAAGGUAGUUCUUUGUGAGCCUUUUGGGUGUGACUUUAUUCCUGUUCCCUCUGUAUUUGUGUCUACUUUUCUGUGUUCUAGCGCUAGAAUUGGGGUGGAGAGAUCUCUGCUUUCUUGGGAUUGCCACAGCACACUGGUACCUCAUUUCACCAUACCACUUAAGAACAAAUGUCCAGGAAGGUGCCCCAUGCCUUUCCUUUAGAGUUCAAAGGAAGCACAUGUUUAAUUUUGUUCAAGGAAUUCUGUGACACUUAUUGAGCAAUGGGUAUUACGUUUGAGUGUUGCUUAAUCAAAACCAGGAACCAGACCAAGGGAGUACCAUUCUUUGAUUUGAUUCAGAUUAUACCUGACUUGGAGUUAGCUUAGAAAAUCCAUUCCCCAAAAUUUCUCUCCUUUCCUCCCUUCCUUCUUUUUUUUCUUUCUCCAUCUUUAUUAAAUUGGGUAUUUUUUAUUUAUAUUUCAAUUGUUGUUACCUUUCUGGGUUUCCAGGCCAACAUCCCCCAGCCCCUCCCCCUCCCCUUCUGUAUGGGUAUUCCCCUCCCCAUCCUCCCCCCAUUACCACCCUCCCCACAACGAUCUGGUUCACUGUCCUCCCUCCCUUCUUUCUUCCUCCCUAUCUUCUACCCCAUUUUUGUUUUGUUUUUGUUCCUCUGUUUUUAGCUUUUUGAUACAAAGUCUCAGAUAUCUCAGAACAGCCUUGAACUCACCAGAGUGGCUUGGAUUCUGAACCCUGAACCCUCGUUCUCUAUCUCCCAAAUAUUACUAUUACAGGUGUGUGUCACCUGCCCUCAGAAUCCUAAUUAAGAAGGAAAUACUUCCAAGUCCUUGGGAGCUAAUGCAGGAUGACCAAGAGCUCAGAGGGCUACAUAAGGGCUUUGAAGCUAGCGUGGGUUACAUGAGACACCACACACACACACACACACACACACACACACACACACACACACACACGCACACACACACAGUUCAAAGAAGAGAAGAAAACCUUUAAUAAAAUAUUCAUUGUUUCUAUAAUUUUUCUCCCAGAGGCCAAUGUUGACACAAAGACAAUCUCCUAAGGUGGCAGAUUUUCUAGAAAGAAUUUUAUUUUAAGGGAAAAAAAAACACCAUUGAAAACAGAUGUUGUUCUUCUACGUCAUCUAACCACUGGCAUCUUCCACGGAGCAAAAUUUGGCAGGAGGUCUUGGUUCUGGGUUCCCCAGCCCCCAGAGCACGACUUCUAACAGAUGCUAUGCACUGGAAACACAACUUAAAACAGGGAGACCUGGCUCGUCAAAGUUCAAAUCCGAGGUUUUCCAAGCUAGUGUUCCAGGUCCAGAGAACGGACCCAAAAAGGAGGCCCAUGAGAGAAGUCACAUUUGCAUGAUUCAGGCCCAGGGUCAGGUGAACCACUCACCGUUGGCAGCAAAGAAAAAAACCCACUAGGAUAUCAAAAAUCUUUAUAACCGAAACAUGUAAAGGUGAUGCUGCAUUUUAAAAAUAAAUGUUAAAAUAAUCACCACGAACAAAUGUCAUAUCUAAAUUUUUUAUUAUUAAAAAUUCAAACAUGUAUAAAAUGAAAUAUGAUUACAUCCCUAACCACUUUUCCCUCCCAUUGCCUCAAAUCACCCAGCACAGCCAGCGCCCAAUUUCAUGUCUUUUUUUUUUUUUAAUUACUUACUUAUUAGAGGAGGGUCGUGUGGUCUGUGGCGUACUUAGACGCUGGGUUUUAUGCCUCAGGAUCCAGUUACAUUCAGGACGUGGGUAUUGUCACUAUCGAUGUUGUGCAAAGACUGUUCCCUAAUUAUCUCUGAUUGGUUAAUAAAAGGCUGAGCAGCCAAUGAGUGGGCAGAGGAAACAGAAAGGUUGGACUUCCGAUCCUAGCCAAAGGUCCCAGCAAAAGGGCCAGAGAAAGAGUCAAGAGGCAGUUGAGGGUGCAGGAGAUGGAGGUCUGAGAGGCAGGUAGAGGAAGAAGAAGAAAGUCGGCAUGAGGUCAGGUGUGAGAAGCAGUCACCAAAGGAGUUCACCAUGAAGGCACACAUGAAACAGAGCAAGCCAGGGCUAGAACCAAACUGGAAGUAACAUGGGGCAUGUGCUAGGAUGUAGAUAGCUUAGAGGGUUAGAAUAGAUUAUAACUUGCCCAGUGCUUAAAGCUUGCUGAUAAACUUAUAGGACCCUGUGAUGGUUUCUAUACGCUCAGCCCAGGGAGUGGCAUUAUUAAGUGUGUCCUGUUGGAGUGGGCGUGGCCUUGUUGAAGUAGGUGUGUCACUAUGGAUGUGGGCUGUAAGACCUUCAUCCUAGCUGCCUGGAAGCCAGUAUCCCGCUAGCAGCCUUCAGCUCCUCUUGCACCAUGCCUUCCUGGAUGCUGCCAUGUUCCUGUCUUGAUGACAAUAGACUGAACCUCUGAAAUGUUGUCCUUAUAAGAGUUGCCUUGGUCAUGCUGUCUGUUCACAGCAGUGAAAUUCUAACUAAGACAGACUCCAUCUCAAUUAUUUGGGAGCUAGCCAGGCUAGGAAAAACUGCUACCUUUAAACUUCAUCCUGUACCCACCAAGUCCAGUUAGUGUUGCUCACACAAUGGUUGUAGGGCCAUCCACUGGAGGUGGGGAAACCUGCCAGUGGUCAACACCCAAAAAAAUGGGAUGACUCCCCCUUCCUAAGUGGCUAUCGACUGCCAACAGCUUCUCAGUAAGAGGUGGGCCCUUUCCCUUGCCUAUGCUGGAAGUUGGGUUGGCUUGAUCUUGCGCAGGUCUUGUACUGGUAACUAAAGUCAAUGUGCAUUCAUGAGUUCUGCAGUCAUGUGAAGACCAGAAGCGCCUUUCACAGCAUGCCUCCCCAUUCUCUGGCUCUUAAGUUCUCUCUGCUUAUCUCCUACAAUGAUCCCUGAGCCUUCGGGAUGGCAUGGUUAUGACAGGUGUGCCUAGAAAGACAUCCCAUUUCGAACUGAGCACCCAGUCCCCUGUUACUGGCACUUGGAUCAGCUAUGCAUUUGCACAAUGACUGAUGCCUACUGCAAAAUGAAGCUUCUCCGACCACAGUUGAGAACAGCCUGGAUCUAUGGGUAAAAGUUAAAUAUUUAGGAAGCAGUUUGACAGCAUGACCAUAGCAAGCUAACAAUACCAAGUUCUGCCCCAGGGCCUAUGGCUUCCCUAGCCCUGGGCAUUUGAAAUGCCAAGAUUUUUAAAUAAAGUAAGAGCUGUUUAUUUUUGC
This is a messenger RNA of Rattus norvegicus (Norway rat), 6851 nucleotides long. The record is from RefSeq and is a predicted model, not a curated record. NCBI's taxonomy places the organism in Eukaryota, Metazoa, Chordata, Mammalia, Rodentia, Muridae.